Exophiala bonariae is the source of this 777-nucleotide messenger RNA. RefSeq lists its product as uncharacterized. NCBI's taxonomy places the organism in Eukaryota, Fungi, Ascomycota, Eurotiomycetes, Chaetothyriales, Herpotrichiellaceae. Bases 1 to 777 code for a protein of 258 amino acids. The transcript is spliced from 4 exons. The record is from RefSeq and is a predicted model, not a curated record.
AUGGUCGGUACUGCUGAUCCGUACUAUAACAGAAAGCCGGUCCCAGACGAGCUCAUCAAGGAUGUCGGCCUCACCAAUCUUACUGCGGAAGAAGAGUAUUGGAAUCGUGAGCGAAAGUAUAGCGCCACUGGAGUAGAUGUCAGAAAAUUCAGCAACAGUAGAAAAGGUGGUCUGGAACCACAAGAUGACCCUUACUACGGUCGCAAGCCAGUUUCCAAGAAGGAGAUCGAAGAUGUCGGACCGACCGGCUUGACACCUGAGCAGGAAUACUGGAACCGUGAGCGAAAAUAUAGCGUCAAUGGUGUGGACGUUCGAAAGUUCAGCAUGAGCAGGACCGGCGGUUUGGAACCCCAGGACGAUCCCUACUACGGCCGCAAACAAGUCUCUUCCAAGGAAACACAAGGCAUCGGCGAGACCAACUUGACCCCAGCCGAGGCCUUCGAAGUCCGCGAGCGCAAGCAGUCCCUCUUCCAGCUCUCCAGCGACCCAUUCGAUGUGAUUGCCGGGCGCCACCGACAGUCCGUCUCCGGCGUGGCCAGCAGCGCCUCCGCAGACGCAACUCGCCGCCGUAGUUCCGCCGCCGCGCCAGACGCCGCCGCUGCUGCCGCCUCGCACAGCCGAUACCACGGCGAGAACCUCGCACCCAUUGAGAGCAGACCCGAGGGCCCGCCCGCGAACGGUCUGACUGGAAAUCCCACCACUGGCGUCCACAAGAUUACCACCGUCCCCAUCGACUAUGAUGACCCAGAUGCUGUGGCUCCUGAUGAGAGACGCUGA